GAUACGAUUGGGCUAGAUGAACGGCCCGUUUCCCCGCAUCUCCGCUUUAAAUGAUCCUCGGCAGGCAAGAACCCCACGGCGAGUAGUUAGUCCGCAUCCGCUCAGGUUUGCUUUGCUGAUCUGCUGUUAAUCACAAAAGGUUUCAUAAUUAAAUACUUGGCAUGUGUCUUCGAUUUCGAUUUCUUCCUCUUGUCAACCGUUAAUCAAAUAAUAUGUCUGCAUCGAAGAUAAGCCCCUUAUCAACCCUCUCGGCGCCCCUCCGCCUCGCGCUCUUUGACGCCCGCGUUACGGCCCCCCUCCUCGUCGCUCUUCUCUACUACCCCGAGAAACUUCGAGAGCUCUUGCCCGAGAGAGUACAUCCUCUCAUCACCUCACGAGCCGUAAUCCGCACUCUCUCCAUUCUCCUCGGACUGAGUAUCCUGCGAGGUGUGAAUGGGAAGCUGAGUCAAUGGAGCGCGAAUAACUGGAAGAAAGAUGCGAAGUUCGUGAAGAGUCAGGAGCUGAUUCUGAUUUCGGGGGGUACCAGUGGGAUUGGGAAGUUGAUGGCUGAGGACUUUGCGAGGAGAGGGGUGAAAGUUGUUAUCUUGGAUUUGAAUCCGCCGAAGGCUGCUUUGCCAUCGGGGAUACAUUUCUACCAAUGCGAUGUCACGAGCUCGGAGAGAAUUGCGGCGACUGCAGCUCAGAUCCGCAGGGAACAUGGUCAUCCAACUGUCUUGAUCAACAAUGCUGGGAUUGGUACCGGGCUUCCUAUCCUCGACAGCACGGAGCAGAUUAUCCAGAAGACGUUCGAGGUCAACACUAUCUCGCAUUUCUGGAUGGUGAGGGAGUUCCUCCCGGCGAUGAUCAAGAGGAACCAUGGUCAUGUGGUGACUAUUGCGAGUAUGGCGUCGUUUAUGUGCGCUUCAAAUAUCGUGGACUAUGGUUGCACGAAAGCGAGUGCGCUGGCUUUCCAUGAGGGCUUGCAUCAGGAAUUGAGGGCGAGAUAUAAUGCCCCGAAUGUCCGGACAACGGUUGUCAAUCCAACUUGGAUUCGCACCCCGCUGAUUGAACCUCUGACUUCGCAUCCGAAGUUCACCGACAAGGUCCUGGAGCCCGAGGAUGUAUCGACGGCUGUUGUGGAUCAAGUCUUGUCUGGCAGAGGUGGCCAACUGGUGUUGCCUACGAGUAUGAGUCUCCUUUCGGGCAUUCGGGGAUGGCCGACUUGGCUCUCGAUCGGGUUGAGGAACAAAGUCUCCGAUGUGGCUAAAGGCUUGGACGGCAUUGACGUCGAGGCUGCGAAGAGAGAUGACAGGGAUCCGGAGAGGUGGGCAAAUUUCAGGAAGCAGACAUGAAGCAUGAACAGAUCAGAGAGCAAAUUUUUAUGUAGAAAACUCUUUCUGCGCUUGAAGACUCGUCAUUUGAUGGAGUCUGAUGUAUGAGGGAGGGGUGAUGCUGCAACAUCGUUGGGGAAACAAGAAUUAAUAUGGACUUUCAUCGAGGUUGCUCCAUGUGUAGGACAAUCCGGAUGCUUCCGAUUCCGAAAUAGAAUUUGACUUUUGG
Molecule: messenger RNA, 1539 nt
Organism: Hyaloscypha bicolor E
Lineage: Eukaryota; Fungi; Ascomycota; Leotiomycetes; Helotiales; Hyaloscyphaceae
Product: NAD(P)-binding protein
Exons: 4
Coding region: 213-1331 (372 amino acids)
Molecular function (GO): oxidoreductase activity, acting on the CH-OH group of donors, NAD or NADP as acceptor
Source: RefSeq, a predicted model, not a curated record